AUGGGCUCGAUCACUCCCACUUUCACAGCCAUUCCCAUCCUCGACUACGCUCGGUCGACAUCCCCCGACACCAAACCGCGCUUCCUUGCCGAACUGCGCCAUGCGCUGGUCCAUGUGGGCUUCUUCUAUCUCGUCAACGCGCCUAUCGCCCCGCAUGUGCGCCAGACCUUUGUCGACCAGUCGCUGGCCCUGUUCGACCUUCCCCUCGAGAAGAAGCUCGAGAUUGAGAUGGUUCACAGUAAACAUUUCCUAGGAUACUCGCGCCUGGGCGCUGAAACCACCGCGUCCAAGGCGGACUACCGCGAGCAAUUCGAUUUCGCUACGGAGCUACCGCCUCCAGGCCCCGAGGAGCCGCUCUACCGCAACAUCCGCGGCCCAAACCAAUGGCCCGACGAGUCCUCCAUCCCGGGCUUCCGCCGCGCCAUCGAGGCCUACCUGGCGGAAAUCGGCCCUCUCGCCGACGCAUUCCGGACCCUCAUCGCCGAGGCGCUGGACCUGCCGCCCACCGCGCUGCACCCGUUCUUCGACGUCCCGCAGCAGCACAAGCUCAAGCUCAUCAAGUAUCCGGCGCCGCGCACCGCGGCCGACGCGCAGGGCGUCGGCGCCCACAAGGACUCCGAGUUCCUCACGUUCCUGCUGCAGGCGACGCCCCACGCCGGCCUAGAGGUGCAGAAUAAAGCCGGCGACUGGAUCGCGGCGCCGCCGGUGCCCGGGUCGCUGGUCGUGAAUAUCGGGCGCGCGCUGGAGGCCGUAACCCGCGGCGUGUGCACGGCGACCACGCACCGGGUGAGUCUGCGGCCGGAGAAUUUUGUCGACGCGCUGGGGAGGGCCCGGGGCCCGCGCUUCUCGUUCCCCGUCUUCCAGGGGAUGAGUCUGGAGCUGUGCGCGGAGGAUAUCCGGCUGGAUAUCCCGCGGCAUAUCCGGGACCUGGUGCGGGAUGAGCAGGUGCGCUCGGAUGCGGAGCCGACGUUUAAUAAAGUGUUCAAUGGGAAGACGGGGGAGGGCACGCUGCUGCACCGCAUCACGAGCCACCAGGACGUGGGCCGGCGGUGGUAUCCGGAGCUGCUGGACUGGGCACUGAAGGAGAGGGGAGGACGACAAGGAGGGGCAGCAGCGUAG
Molecule: messenger RNA, 1119 nt
Organism: Aspergillus clavatus NRRL 1
Lineage: Eukaryota; Fungi; Ascomycota; Eurotiomycetes; Eurotiales; Aspergillaceae
Product: isopenicillin N synthase family dioxygenase
Exons: 2
Coding region: 1-1119 (372 amino acids)
Source: RefSeq, a predicted model, not a curated record